UCCGGGUCUGAGGGGUCGCUCUCGGCUUUGGGCUCCAGUCUGCGCUCGUGGGGCCCGGCAGGUGCGACGUCCAGUUUAGCGUUUGUGUCCCGGGCUGGGGGUGGGGGGCCGCCCCUGAGGUCCGUUCUCUGGCAACUUCGGACACCUCAUCGCGGGCCGCCUGGGAAAGAAAGGUCCAAAACAGGGACUGUUGCUAGCCCGUCGUGAGGACCAUGCCCUUUCACCUGCACAGAUCGUUUAGUCUGCACUUUACCGUGACAAAGGAGAGAGAUAACCAUUGUGUGGUAUGAAUCAGAAUGAAAUCUUUGAAAAGCUAAGAGCAGAAGUCUUUUGGUUAACAUGGAGGACAAAAGACGGCGAGCCCGAGUGCAGGGAGUCUGGGCUGGCUCUGCAAAGAGCCAGGCCGCUGCUCAGCCAGCUCCCGUGGCUAGGAGUCCUCUCCAUCAGAAGCCUGGUCAAACCUGGAUGAACAAGGAUCCGCAUCUGUCUGACAGACACUUUGUAUUCAGUGAACCCCAGCAGGUGGUACGCAGAACCCCGGAACCUCGAUUGAUUGACAAAGAGGGCGUGUAUGACAUCAGCCUGGCGCCCACAGGAGUAUCUCGGGUGUGUUUGUAUCCUGGCUUUGUUGACUUAAAAGAAGCCGACAUGGUAUUGAAACAGCUUUGUCAAGAUGUUCCCUGGAAACAGAGGACCGGCUUCAGAGAUGAUGUAACUUACCUGCAGCCAAGACUUACAGCAUGGUAUGGAGAACUUCCUUACACUUACUCAAGAAUCACUAUGGAACCAAAUCCUCACUGGCAUCCCGUGCUGUGCACGCUCAAGAGCCACAUCGAGGAGAACACCGGCCACACCUUCAACUCCUUGCUCUGCAACCUGUACCGCAACGAGAAGGACAGUGUGGACUGGCACAGUGACGACGAGCCCUCGCUGGGGCAAUGCCCUGUCAUCGCGUCCCUCAGUUUUGGUGCCACGCGCACCUUCGAGAUGAGGAAGAAGCCGUCAGCGGAAGAGGACGGAGACUUCACGUAUGUGGAAAGAGUGAAGAUACCCUUGGAUCACGGCACCUUGUUAGUCAUGGAAGGAGCUACACAGGCUGACUGGCAGCAUCGAGUGCCCAAAGAGUACCACUCUAGAGAACCGAGAAUAAACCUGACCUUUCGGACAGUGUAUCCAGACCCCGCAGGGGGGCACUGGUGAUGCGUGAUCUCUGAGCAGAAAGCCACGCUGAGACCAAGCAGACCGUCCACGUGAAGACGCUUGCCAAGGCCGGAGCAGCUCCUCUUGCGGUGUGGCUGUUUGGCGGAUGAGGGUGGGAGUUUCUUCCCAGCUCUGAGUCCUGUGAAAUGACAGCCACCAUCCCAGUCCGUAAUGUGUUACUGUGGGAAUAGUAAUCCCCAAUCACAUCUUGCAAUCACGUAUUUUCUUGAGACAAAUUAAAAACUGCUGUGGUUGUGCUCACAGAUAAUUUUAUCCAUAAGCAGUUUUUCUCCCCACCCUCCUCUGCCUCUGCUUCACUUGAAGAAAUAUGAAUGGACUCUGCCUCUGGGGUAAAUCCGCAUGUGUUUGUUCCUUGUGACUGAAGUGAAGUGGAGAUGUAAAUAUGUGUCAGUGGCUCUGGAACCUUCUGUAGGCAGACAGCUGCUGAGGCACAAACAGAGGUGGUUUCACAGCUGAGUGGGCCUUGACUCUGUGUCCCGGCCGUGCUGCUGUAGGGAAAGCCGCCUCUCCUGGCCCAUCAGUCUUCCCAGGACACACUAACCAGGCUGUGUGCUCUGGACACACAGGGAAGGCAGUAUUUUCUAGUGCAGCCAUCUUCAAAAGUCACCUGAAGUACUCGAACCACCGAAAACUGCCCCCUCAGAGGGAGGAGUAGCAGUGAUGUCAUGAGAAGUAGGCAGACAGGCAGCACAUUCCCUGCUGGUGACACACCUGUCCACAUAGAUUAGUUUCCGCGGAGAACGACUGGAGUCAUUUAAACCCAAGGCGGAUGGAAGGGAGCAGGCCUCCAGGGAAUAGAUAUAUCAGUUACCUAAUCGUUCUCUCCACUUUAGAUUUCAGAGGCCCUGUGAGUAAGGCUUCCUUCUGACUCAGUGUUUUCUUUCUGAGAUUCAGGGGUCAGCCCAUGAUGUCACCGAGGUUCCCAAAACAGAACAGAGUGGUUGACUCCUAUUGCAUCAUCAAAACAUGUGUCUUUCUUGACCUCUUGACUUAGAAGUAGCGUGCCAGAUGAACUCCAAACCGAGAUGUGGGAAACCCAAGAGAAAGAAAGUGGGUUUCAGUAGAUGAAAAUAGGGCGGAGAGGCAGCUGCCCUAGUUGCAGGGGCGGGGGGCGAUUUUCGGAGCCUGCUUGCUUUUGACCUUGUUUCCGUUCGACCCUGUAGACUGGUGACCCCAUGGUGGAGCUGAAGCACGAAGGCAGGGCAGGACCUGCCCAGCGCUGGGGUGGAAGGCUCCACCAGGUUCUGUUCUUGACCAGGCCUCUGCUUGCACUCCCCCCCCCCCAUUGCCACAUGCGUGACUCGUUCCUCUGUGAAUACUAACAGCUUUAGAAAAUUUGAGCAUCUUACCAAGCGCCAUGCAAAGAAAACCUCUGUUUAACUUCCAGUUUUUGACCUAUUAAAACAAAACCUGGCCAGGGUGGGGCAGCCAGCUUUCUUUUGAGUUCGACGCAGGACACUGGGAAAUGCCUCUCCCGUUCCCGUAAGUGAAGGAGUGGCAGAUGGUUCCGAGUCUGGCAGUGCCCCUCCGAAUGGGGGUGAUGCUCUGCCUUGCGUCUGCUGCAGGUCGGCUCUCUUCACUCGCCCUGCAGGCCGGGAGGAGCACACCCUGCCCCACUGCGC
Molecule: messenger RNA, 2843 nt
Organism: Condylura cristata (star-nosed mole)
Lineage: Eukaryota; Metazoa; Chordata; Mammalia; Eulipotyphla; Talpidae
Gene: ALKBH3
Product: alkB, alkylation repair homolog 3 (E. coli)
Exons: 10
Coding region: 340-1200 (286 amino acids)
Biological process (GO): DNA alkylation repair; DNA repair
Cellular component (GO): nucleus
Molecular function (GO): dioxygenase activity
Source: RefSeq, a predicted model, not a curated record